AUGAUGUCAGAGAUGACGUCAGAGAUGAUGUCAGAGAUGAUGUCAGAGAUUACGUUAGAGAUUAUGUCAGAGAUGAUGUCAGAGAUGAUACCUCCUCGCUCUCUCAGACCUCCUCACUCCCUCAGACCUCCUCACUCCCUCAGACCUCCUCACUCUCUCAGACCACCUCACUCUCUGACCUCCUCACUCCCUCAGACCACCUCACUCUCUCAGACCUCCUCCAUCACUUCAGACCUCCUCACUCUCUCAGACCUCCUCCAUCACUUCAGACCUCCUCGCUCUCUCAGACCUCCUCACUCCCUCAGACCUCCUCACUCCCUCAGACCUCCUCACUCUCUCAGACCACCUCACUCUCUGACCUCCUCACUCCCUCAGACCACCUCACUCUCUCAGACCUCCUCACUCUCUGACCUCCUCACUCUCUCAGACCUCCUCACUCUCUCAGACCUCCUCACUCCCUCAGACCUCCUCACUCCCUCAGACCUCCUCACUCCCUCAGACCUCCUCACUCUCUCAGACCUCCUCACUCCCUCAGACCUCCUCACUCUCUCAGACCUCCUCACUCCCUCAGACCUCCUCACUCUCUCAGACCUGCUCACUCUCUCAGACCUCCUCACUCUCUCAGACCUCCUCACUCCCUCAGACCUCCUCACUCUCUCAGACCUCCUCACUCUCUCAGACCUCCUCACUCUCUCAGACCUCCUCACUCUCGCAGACCUCCUCACUCCCUCAGACCUCCUCACUCUCUGA
Molecule: messenger RNA, 750 nt
Organism: Knipowitschia caucasica
Lineage: Eukaryota; Metazoa; Chordata; Actinopteri; Gobiiformes; Gobiidae
Source: the annotation of a GenBank genome assembly